Molecule: messenger RNA, 690 nt
Organism: Cercopithifilaria johnstoni
Lineage: Eukaryota; Metazoa; Nematoda; Chromadorea; Rhabditida; Onchocercidae
Source: the annotation of a GenBank genome assembly
AUGGCGGAAUCAUCAAGUGAAAAUUACAAAAUACCAGUUGGACUGCGUUCAUUGUUAGAAGCGUUAGUGCAUGAAACACUGAGAACACAGCCAACUGAUUUAAUCAGUUUUUCGAUUCUCUUUUUCAAUGUCUUGCAAAAACAUCGCAAACAGAAUAAUGCAGAAGAUGUGCUAGAGAAUCCUACUUUAUAUGAGUCCUUCAAAAUUGACCUACAGAAACAGUAUCACGAAAAGGAUAAAAUGACCAAACAAUCGUCAAUGCCUUUUGAUGAAGCAGCAACGAAAAUUCAAGCUGCAUAUCGUGGACAUAUUGUUCGAGCUAAUCCACAAAAUUUUGGUCUCAACAAAAAGGACAAUGAUAUCAUUUGGCGACCCACAGAUUGUAUUAGUUUACCGGACGCAGAAAAAGAUUUAAAGUGCUAUUCUAAUGAUCCUACCGAUUCGGUAAUACAGAAAGAUGCGAUUCAGGAUCGAGCAGCAACCAUAAUUCAGGCUGAAAUUCGCGGUUUUCUAAUACGACGACAUUUACAACAAGAAAGAAAAGAAGGAAAUGAAGCUGCAAAAAAAAUACAAGCGCAUAUUAGAGGUUACUUAACAAGAAAAUAUCUCGAUGAAGUGGGCAUACCACAUAAACAUUCGGCUGUCUCACAUCUACAUAACGGUUUCCAAGAGGUUGGUGAAAAUGUUUAA